AUGGAUCGCAAACCACCCCAACCGCUUCAGCCAAUGCUAUCGGCGGACGAGAUUGUCCCCCUGAUCAAACGGUUUAUCGCAGAGCAAUCCUCUAUCCGCGACACCCUCGUAAAGGCCAUUUCGCCCUCUGAAGCGUGCUACCAGAACAUCAUUGCGCCAAUUCAAGCCGUCGAAGAUGCAAUCCAGGGAGAGGCAGGCGUUUACGCCAUGCUGCGCUACUCGGGCCCUGACGAGCUCACCCGCCAAGCAGUCCAAGAGGCGCAGGAAAUCUGGUCGGCAGCUGGCGGAGAGAAUUCCAAGCGAAAAGACGUAUACGAGCUUGUCCAAGCCGUCAAAGACAAGAACGAGGAUCUGGGGUACGAGGAGCGGAAGGUGUUGGAGGAUACGUGGUCGAGCUUUCGGCGUGCCGGGCAUGGAGCACUUGUUGAAGAGCAGAUCAAGACGUACCUCAGCCGACGGGAGAGAAUUGAAGAGCUGAAGAGGGAUUUUCAGAACAAUUUGAGCGGGAAGGGGACGGGUUUGUGGUUUGAGAAAGAUGAGUUGGAGGGUGUUCCGGCACAGGAGAUGGCAAGGUGGAAGGAAGAAGACGGGAAGAUGUUUGUGCCAUUGGAAAGGGGGGAUAAUGAAGCUGUCCAACGAUAUGCUGAUAACCCUGAGACGAGGAAGAGGAUGUUUGCUGCAUACGAUGUCAGGCUGGGUGAGAAUGUCCCCAUUUACAAGGAGAUGAUCAUUCUCAGGGACGAGAACGCGAGAAUGCUGGGGUACAAGAACCACGCGGACUUUCGAAUCAGGGAGAGAACUGCACCGUCGACGGAGUGGGUGGAUGACUUUCUGAACAAGUUGAUCAAGGAUUUGAUGCCGAAAGGGAAGACGGAGAUGGAACGGCUUGAAGCAAAGAAGAGGUCCCAUCUCGGUGUAGAGGAGGCGGAGAUUCUGCCAUGGGACUACCAAUACUACACCCGACUGCUGGAGGAAGAAGCCAACGUCGAGCACGAGUUGAUAUCGGAGUACUUCCCCUUGCGGCACACUCUGUCGUCGAUGCUGGGACUGUUCAACCAGUUCCUUGGGCUGGAGUUCGUGCCUGUGCCGGAAGAGGACUUGGUUGGGAAGCUUUGGGCUGAGAAUAUCGAAGUCUGGGGCGUUUGGGAGGGAAGAGGUGAGAAAAAAGGCGAGUUUGUGGGAUAUCUGUACGCUGAUAUCAUCUGGAGGAAGGGAAAGUAUCGUGGGAACUGCAAUGUCAACUUGCAAUGUAGCUACGUCAAAGAAGAUGGGACUAGAGUCUAUCCCGCCACAAUCCUCAUGUGCGCCUUCCAACCACCGUCAGCAGCAUCUUGUGCCCUUCUCAAACACCAACAAGUCGUCACACUCUUCCACGAACUGGGCCAUGCCCUCCACGACCUGAUCUGCCGAACGAAGUACACCCGCUUCCACGGCACCCGCGUCAAGCCCGACUUUGGCGAGGCCCCCAGCACCAUGCUCGAGAACUGGUGUUGGAUGCCGGAUGAGCUGGUCAAGAUGAGCCGGCAUUACACCCGCGUUGACCCAGCCUAUGCGGCCAAGUGGAGGGAAGACCACAAUGAUGCCGAGCUGCCUCCUGAGAAGAUUGACGAGAAGCUUGUGGAGCGAUUGGUCGAGAGCCGGAGCUUGAAUCGUGCCCUGUGGUUUUUGAGGCAGAUACUGUUUGCCAAGUUCGACAUGGAUGUCAACAACCAGAAGUCUACUGACGCAGUGAGGGAGUUGGAUGAGGUCAAGCUUUACAACGACCUCAAGGAGACUCUUACCAUGACCAAGAACCCCGAAAAGAAGAGUGUCGGAUACGUUCAGUCGAACCAUCUCAUCACGCUCUACGACGCGGGCGCGCACGCUUUCGCGGCAGACUUCUUCGAAUCCAACUUUGCUAAGGACCCGCGGGAUCCCGAGGCUUGGGACCGCUACCGUCACGGGAUCCUAGAGUACGGGGCAAGCAAGCAGGAGAUGGACUUCAUGACCGAGUUUCUUGGUCGUGAGCCUGGGCCGGGUGCUCUUCUUAGGAGUCUUGGGCUGUCCAAGUCCUGA
This is a messenger RNA of Colletotrichum gloeosporioides, 2055 nucleotides long. RefSeq names its product Saccharolysin. The transcript is spliced from 5 exons. The record is from RefSeq and is a predicted model, not a curated record. Gene Ontology annotation, molecular function: metalloendopeptidase activity. NCBI's taxonomy places the organism in Eukaryota, Fungi, Ascomycota, Sordariomycetes, Glomerellales, Glomerellaceae. Gene Ontology annotation, cellular component: mitochondrial intermembrane space. Bases 1 to 2055 code for a protein of 684 amino acids. Gene Ontology annotation, biological process: peptide metabolic process; proteolysis.